AGAGGGGCCCCACCAUGGCCACCUGCUGGCAGGGCCUUUGGGCCUAUCGCUCCUACCUGAUUGUGUUCCUCCUGCCCAUUGUCCUGCUGCCUCUGCCCAUCCUUAUCCCCACCAAGGCCUCAAUGGAACCCUCUGUUAAAACAUUCUCCAAUGGUGCCGGAACAGAGCUCAGCUAAAAUCCACACUCUAUUCACAAUAAGAACAGAAGGUGAAAUUUCUUAAUCUGAAUCACCUGCACUCCUAAAUACAAGAACAGAAAGUUACUGCGCCUACAUCAUCAUCCUCUUGGCGCUCUUCUGGUGCACCGAGGCUCUGCCCCUGGCGGUCACCGCCCUCUUACCCAUCAUCCUGUUCCCCAUGAUGGGCAUCAUGGACGCCUCUGAGGUCUGCAUCGAGUACAUGAAGGACACCAACAUCCUGUUCCUCGGGGGGCUGCUGGUGGCCAUCACCGUCGAGCACUGGAACCUGCACAAGCGCAUCGCCCUCCGCGUGCUCCUCACCAUCGGCGUGCGGCCUGCACUGCUGAUCCUGGGCUUCAUGGUGGUCACAGCCUUCCUGUCCAUGUGGAUCAGCAACACGGCCACCACGGCCAUGAUGGUGCCCAUCGCGCAUGCUGUCCUGGAGCAGCUGCACAACACGACCGCCGGCAGGGAUGUCGAGGAGGGAGGUGACAACCCCGCCUUCGAGCUCCAGGAGCCAAGUCCCCAGAAGGAGGUGACCAAACUCGAUAACAGUCAGAAGCUCCCCGUCCCACCUGUUCCUUCGGAGCCACGGGCACAUCAGAACCAGCAGCAGCUCCGCUUCACCAGGGGCAUGAGCCUGUGUGUGUGCUACUCGGCCAGCAUCGGGGGCAUCGCCACGCUGACGGGCACCACGCCCAACCUGGUGCUGCAAGGCCAGGUCAACUCGCUCUUCCCUGACAACGGCAACGUGGUGAAUUUUGCCUCCUGGUUUGGGUUUGCCUUCCCCACCAUGAUCCUCCUGCUGCUGCUGGCCUGGCUGUGGCUGCAGAUCCUCUUCCUGGGGUUCAACUUCCGGAAGAACUUCGGCAUUGGGGGGCAGGAGCAGGAACAAGAGCGGGCAGCCUUCCACGUCAUCCAGACAGAGCACAAGCUACUGGGCCCCAUGUCCUUUGCAGAAAAGGCUGUCAGCAUCCUCUUUUUCAUCCUGGUGCUGCUCUGGUUCACCCGGGAGCCAGGCUUUUUCCCUGGUUGGGGAAACCUGGCUUUUUCUAAUGACAAGGGGAAAAGCAUGGUGUCCGAUGGGACGGUGGCCAUGGUCAUCAGCAUGAUUUUGUUCAUCAUGCCCUCCAAGAUCCCAGGGCUGACCCAGGACCCAGGAAAUCCAGAGAAGCUGAAGGCCCCUCCUACCCUGCUCAGCUGGAAGACCGUGCAUGCGAAGAUGCCCUGGGGAAUCGUGAUCUUGCUGGGUGGUGGCUUUGCCCUGGCCAAGGGCAGUGAGCACUCAGGCUUGUCGGAUUGGCUGGGGUACAAGCUGACCCCACUGCAGCACGUGCCGGCUCCCGCCAUCGCCUUCAUCCUCUGCCUCCUGGUUGCCACCUUCACUGAGUGCACCAGCAACGUGGCCACCACCACACUCUUCCUGCCCAUUCUGGCCUCCAUGGCUCAGGCCAUCUGCCUCCACCCGCUCUACAUCAUGCUGCCCUGCACGCUGGCCUCCUCCCUGGCCUUCAUGCUGCCCGUGGCCACCCCGCCCAAUGCCAUCGUCUUCUCUUUCGGGGGAGUCAAGGUGUCCGAUAUGGCCCAGGCGGGAUUCCUGCUCAACGUCAUCGGGGUGCUUGUCAUCACACUGGCCAUCAACAGCUGGGGCAUCCCCAUCUUCAGCUUGUACUCCUUCCCCUCCUGGGCCAUCUCCAACACCACGGCCCAGUGCCUGCCCCCCCACGCCCUGCCCUCCACCACGCUCCAGCCCUAGACCCUUGACCAGCUGCAUCCUGGCCAAGCCCAGGAAGACCCACCCCCAUCCCCGCUCAUCUGAGCCAGGAGGGGACACCCCAAGCUCCAAGCCCUGGGUCAAAGACAGAGAAAGACACGCGUCUACAUAAUCCUGUGUGUCUGAGGAAAAUGUGUGUGCGUAUGUAAAUAAAUACGUGUGUCUGUGAGCACGUCUGAGGGGCGGUUGUGUGUGUGUACAUGAUCGUAGGCGUGUGUGCUGGACGGUGUCCAUGUGUAUAUCUUGUGCACGUGUGUGAGUUCCCAGACAAUACCACAUGCCAUCUCUGCAUCCCAAGGCUCAAGGGCUUUGUCUUCCCAGCAGGGUGACCAGACCCUUUGCACAGUAUUUAUUGACACUCAGGGUUGGGGUAGGCUGGAGGGGAAAGCCUACCAGCAGUUGUCAUGGGAACAGCCUCUGGGAUGGGCCCAGCUUUCUGAGGUCUUCCCAGCUCUCCUGGUUUGGGGGAGCAUUUGAAUAUUAGCCUAUUAAAGUCUUUUGCAGUAGAGUGUGGGCUGGUUUUUCACGGCGCUCUCCAGGGCAGGUCUGCGGUGUGGUUCACGCCCCAGGGUGGGGGUGGGGGCCUGGCCUCUGCCCUGCACGGCGGCCCUCUUGGCAC
Choloepus didactylus (southern two-toed sloth) is the source of this 2572-nucleotide messenger RNA. It is a transcript of the gene SLC13A2, whose product is annotated as solute carrier family 13 member 2. The transcript has 13 exons. Gene Ontology annotation, biological process: monoatomic anion transmembrane transport. NCBI's taxonomy places the organism in Eukaryota, Metazoa, Chordata, Mammalia, Pilosa, Megalonychidae. Gene Ontology annotation, cellular component: membrane. Gene Ontology annotation, molecular function: transmembrane transporter activity. Bases 358 to 1935 code for a protein of 525 amino acids. The record is from RefSeq and is a predicted model, not a curated record.